AUGAGUUGGCUCCCGUUUUGGAUUCUGACUGCAGCCGGGAUUCAACAGGCCUUCUCCCUGGAUUCCACUGCCAUGCCGCCCUCCACGGCCCUCACCCCCACGCCCGAGGACGCGUACAACCGCACGAGGUACUGCAAGUGGCCCUGCGAGUGUCCGGAGGCCCCCCCCAAAUGCCCGCCGGGCGUGAGCCUCCUGAUGGACGGCUGCGAGUGCUGCAAAGCCUGCGCCCAGCAGGUGGGAGAGGUGUGCAACGAGGCCGACACGUGCGACUACCACAAGGGACUGUACUGCGACUACAGCUCGGACAAGCCUAGGUACGAAAAAGGAGUGUGUGCAUAUAUGGUGGGAACGGGCUGCGAGUACGACGGCGUGCUCUACCGCAACGGUCAGAGCUUCCGGCCCAGCUGCAAAUACCAGUGCCUGUGCGUGAACGGUGCCAUCGGCUGCGUGCCGCUGUGCUCCGAAUUCCAGCCGCCCAGAGUGUGGUGCCCAAGCCCGCGGCGGGUCAAAGUUCGCGGACAGUGCUGCGAGCAGUGGAUCUGCGACGAACCCAGGAGAGGACGCAAGACGGCCCCACGGCACGCAGUGGAGGUGGCGCCAGCUGAGACCAGAAGCUGGCACAAGAACUGCAUCGCCCAGACUACCUCAUGGAGCCCCUGCUCUAAAACCUGCGGCCGUGGCUUGUCCAUGAGGAUCUCCAAUGCCAACGAACAAUGCGAGAUGGUCAAAGAGUCCCGUCUGUGCAAUCUGCGCCCGUGUGAGGUGGAUAUCACCAAACACAUCAAGCCAGGAAAGAAGUGUCUGAAUAUCUACAGGGAAGAUCAGCCCUCAAACUACACCAUCUCCGGCUGCACCAGCAAGAAGCAGUACAGGCCCAAGUACUGCGGCGUGUGCACCGACGAACGCUGCUGCAUCCCCUACAAGUCCAAAACUCUAGACGUGGAGUUCGGGUGCCCCAACGGGUCGGGGUUCACCUGGAAGAUGAUGUGGAUCCAGGCCUGCUUCUGCAACCUCAGCUGCAAAAACCCCAACGACAUCUUCGCCGAGCUGGAGAAUUACUACGGUUACCCUGAGGUCAUGAGCUAA
Molecule: messenger RNA, 1086 nt
Organism: Menidia menidia (Atlantic silverside)
Lineage: Eukaryota; Metazoa; Chordata; Actinopteri; Atheriniformes; Atherinopsidae
Source: the annotation of a GenBank genome assembly